This is a messenger RNA of Vespa velutina, 6797 nucleotides long. RefSeq lists its product as uncharacterized. NCBI's taxonomy places the organism in Eukaryota, Metazoa, Arthropoda, Insecta, Hymenoptera, Vespidae. The transcript has 8 exons. The record is from RefSeq and is a predicted model, not a curated record. The coding region runs from base 46 to 6687 and encodes 2213 amino acids.
AUUUUUAUAUGACAAAUCGAAUUGACUUGAUCAUAUGGUAAAAUCAUGAAAGGUGUCUUUCUUAUUACUUUGCUCUUCGCCUAUACCUUGGGAGCAUCUCAUUGGGAAUCAGACUUAUCAUGGCCUAAAGAUUUGAAAAAUGAAGAGAAUCGGAAUUACAAAGAAAUAAGAGAGAAACUUAAUGAUGAAUUUCAAAAGAAGUUGAAAGAUUUAAUGAAUCCUUUAUCUAAAAAUGAUACGGAUUCAAAGGACGAUCAAAUUCUUAAUAAGGAAUAUUCGGUAUUGGAUCAUUUGCCGGAUGAAACAUUGAAUCGAUUAAAACAUAUAAAGAAUGUUUACAAGUAUGAGAAACAACAAUCUAAAGAGAACGAUGAUGCUUCUUCGAAUUCAUCGGAUUCUUCGGAUUCAUCAGAUUCUUCGGAAUCAUCAGAUUCUUCGGAUUCAUCAGAUUCUUCGGAUUCAUCAGAUUCUACGGAAUCAUCAGAUUCUUCUUUGAACUCCUCCCAAUUGAAAUCAAAGGAAAAAGACAAAAACAAAUCUAAGGAAGAUAAACAUUGGAAAAAGUCGAAUCUCAAUAAGUCUGAUGAAGAUCAAGACAAGAAGGAAGAUAAGAAGAAACAGAAAGAGGACAAGAGCAAGCAUAUUAAAUAUGAUAAUUUUAAAUCCAGUGAUGAAGUGAAAUUAAAUGGAUUAUUGAAUGAAAUAGAAAAUUGGAAUUAUACAAUAUCUAAAAAAUUGUCCGAUGACGUAUUCAUUGAAUUAAAUUUAAAAAUAUUGAAGCAACUUUUAUCGUCAUUGAAGGAGAAAUUAAGUGAGAAGGAAAUUAGAAAGGAGCAGGAUAAAACAACCUCAUUUAAAAGUGAAGAGAACGGUAUAAAUUGUGAUAAAAAACUUAAUAAUACCGAUGGUAUAUCAACCGAAAGCAGAUGGAGUGAAAUAAAGUCAAUGAUUAUUAAAACUCUAAUAGAAAAAAAAUUGUGCGAUCGUAAGGGAUUAUUAGGAUGUACAGAUACUCAAAACAUAUUAAUUGUUAAAACAUUAAAAAGACUUCGAGAUCGUUUUGAACAUAAAUAUGGUAAUACUAUACUGAAAGACUUGCCAACAAAUAUAAGAAUUGCAUUAAAUGGUAUUUAUGAUAUAAUGACUACUACAUUCCAUUCUUAUCGUUCAAGUACAUCUUUAAACCAGAAUUCACAUGUUGGAGCAGUUUCAGAAGUCACAGGUAAUAUUGAAGUUUCAAAUUCUUCAUCUAAUGGUUAUCUAAAUGGUCUAGAAAUAACGUCUAUUCGUAAUGAUACUAUAGAACGACUACCAUGGUAUUAUCCGUUAGAUCAAGUUAAAAUUCAAAACUCAUCGCAUGCUAUAUCAGACAAAUCAUACUGGUCAGUAUCAUCAAGUAACUCAGAUAUUCAAGUUGUAUCAGGCAAAAAAGAAUUAGCUAUUACGAACGACAAAACAAAUUGGACAGUUGCAUCAAACAAAUCAGAUUUUCCAGAUAUAUCAGGAAAUUUAGACUGGCCAGUAGCAUCAGAUAAACCACACUUACCUGUUACAUCAGAUAAACCAGAGUGGCCAGUUGGAUCUGAUAAGCCAGAUUGGAUAGCAACAUCAGACAAACCAAAUUUGCCCAAUGUAUCGGACAGACCAGACUGGCCAGUUGGCUCACAUAAACCGCGAUUGCCAAUAUCAUCAAGUAAACCAAAUUUGCCAAUUACUACAGAAAAAUCUGACGGGUCAGCUGCAACAGAUAUUCCACAAUUACCAUUAUCAUCGAAUAAACCACACUUACCUGUUACAUCAGAUAAACCAGAGUGGCUAGUUGGAUCUGAUAAGCCAGAUUGGAUAGCAACAUCAGACGAACCAAAUUUGCCCAAUGUAUCGGACAGACCAGACUGGUCAGUUAGUUCACAUAAACCGCGAUUGCCAAUAUCAUCAAGUAAACCAAAUUUGCCAAUUACUACAGAAAAACAAGACUGGUCAGCUCCAACAGAUAAACCACAAUUACCAUUAUCAUCGAAUAAACCACACUUAUCUGUUACAUCAGAUAAACCAGAGUGGCCAGUUGGAUCUGAUAAGCCAAAUUGGAUAGCAACAUCAGACAAACCAAAUUUGCCCAAUGUAUCGGGCAGACCAGACUGGUCAGUUGGUUCACAUAAACCGCGAUUGCCAAUAUCAUCAAGUAAACCAAAUUUGCCAAUUACUACAGAAAAACAAGACUGGUCAGCUGCAACAGAUAAACCACAAUUACCAUUAUCAUCGAAUAAACCACACUUACCUGUUACAUCAGAUAAACCAGAGUGGCUAGUUGGAUCUGAUAAGCCAGAUUGGAUAGUAACAUCAGACAAACCAAAUUUGCCCAAUGUAUCGGACAGACCAGACUGGUCAGUUGGUUCACAUAAACCGCGAUUGCCAAUAUCAUCAAGUAAACCACAUUUGCCAAUUACCACAGAAAAAUCUGACGGGUCAGCUGCAACAGAUAUUUCACAAUUACCAUUAUCAUCGAAUAAACCACACUUACCUGUAAUAUCAGAUAAACCAGAGUGGCUAGUUGGAUCUGAUAAACCAGAUUGGAUAGCAACAUCAGUCAAACCAAAUUUGCCAAUUGUAUCGGACAGACCAGACUGGUCAGUUGGUUCACAUAAACCGCGAUUGCCAAUAUCAUCAAGUAAACCACAUUUGCCAAUUACUACAGAAAAACAAGACUGGUCAGCUGCAACAGAUAAACCACAAUUACCAUUAUCAUCGAAUAAACCACACUUACCUGUUAUAUCAGAUAAACCAGAGUGGCCAGUUGGAUCUGAUAAACCAGAUUGGAUAGCAACAUCAGAAAAACCAAAUUUGCCCAAUGUAUCGGACAGACCAGACUGGUCAGUUGGUUCACAUAAACCGCGAUUGCCAAUAUCAUCAAGUAAACCAAAUUUGCCAAUUACUACAGAAAAACAAGACUGGUCAGCUGCAACAGAUAAACCACAAUUACCAUUAUCAUCGAAUAAACCACACUUACCUGUUACAUCAGAUAAACCAGAGUGGCUAGUUGGAUCUGAUAAGCCAGAUUGGAUAGCAACAUCAGACGAACCAAAUUUGCCCAAUGUAUCGGACAGACCAGACUGGUCAGUUGGUUCACAUAAACCGCGAUUGCCAAUAUCAUCAAGUAAACCACAUUUGCCAAUUACUACAGAAAAAUCUGACUGGUCAGCUGCAACAGAUAAACCACAAUUACCAUUAUCAUCGAAUAAACCACACUUACCUGUUAUAUCAGAUAAACCAGAGUGGCCAGUUGGAUCUGAUAAACCAGAUUGGAUAGCAACAUCAGAAAAACCAAAUUUGCCCAAUGUAUCGGACAGACCAGACUGGUCAGUUGGUUCACAUAAACCGCGAUUGCCAAUAUCAUCAAGUAAACCAAAUUUGCCAAUUACUACAGAAAAACAAGACUGGUCAGCUGCAACAGAUAAACCACAAUUACCAUUAUCAUCGAAUAAACCACACUUACCUGUUACAUCAGAUAAACCAGAGUGGCUAGUUGGAUCUGAUAAGCCAGAUUGGAUAGCAACAUCAGACGAACCAAAUUUGCCCAAUGUAUCGGACAGACCAGACUGGUCAGUUGGUUCACAUAAACCGCGAUUGCCAAUAUCAUCAAGUAAACCACAUUUGCCAAUUACUACAGAAAAACAAGACUGGUCAGCUACAUCAGAUAUUCCACAAUUACCAUUAUCAUCGAAUAAACCACACUUACCUGUUAUAUCAGAUAAACCAGAGUGGCCAGUUGGAUCUGAUAAGCCAGAUUGGAUAGCAACAUCAGUCAAACCAAAUUUGCCCAUUGUAUCGGACAGACCGGACUGGUCAGUAGGUUCACAUAAACCGCGAUUGCCAAUAUCAUCAAGUAAACCACAUUUGCCAAUUACUACAGAAAAAUCUGACGGGUCAACUAUAUCAGAUAAACCACAAUUACCAUUAUCAUCGAAUAAACCACACUUACCUGUUACAUCAGAUAAACCAGAGUGGCUAGUUGGAUCUGAUAAGCUAGAUUGGAUAGCAACAUCAGUCAAACCAUAUUUGCCAAUUGUAUCGGACAGACCAGACUGGUCAGUUGGUUCACAUAAACCGCGAUUGCCAAUAUCAUCAAGUAAACCACAUUUGCCAAUUACUACAGAAAAACAAGACUGGUCAGCUACAUCAGAUAUUCCACAAUUACCAUUAUCAUCGAAUAAACCACACUUACCUGUAAUAUCAGAUAAACCAGAGUGGCUAGUUGGAUCUGAUAAACCAGAUUGGAUAGCAACAUCAGUCAAACCAAAUUUGCCAAUUGUAUCGGACAGACCAGACUGGUCAGUUGGUUCACAUAAACCGCGAUUGCCAAUAUCAUCAAGUAAACCAAAUUUGCCAAUUACUACAGAAAAAUCAGACUGGUCAGCUGCAACAGAUAAACCACAAUUACCAUUAUCAUCGAAUAAACCACACUUACCUGUUAUAUCAGAUAAACCAGAGUGGCCAGUUGGAUCUGAUAAACCAGAUUGGAUAGCAACAUCAGAAAAACCAAAUUUGCCCAAUGUAUCGGACAGACCAGACUGGUCAGUUGGUUCACAUAAACCGCGAUUGCCAAUAUCAUCAAGUAAACCAAAUUUGCCAAUUACUACAGAAAAACAAGACUGGUCAGCUGCAACAGAUAAACCACAAUUACCAUUAUCAUCGAAUAAACCACACUUACCUGUUACAUCAGAUAAACCAGAGUGGCUAGUUGGAUCUGAUAAGCCAGAUUGGAUAGCAACAUCAGUCAAACCAAAUUUGCCAAUUGUAUCGGACAGACCAGACUGGUCAGUUGGUUCACAUAAACCGCGAUUGCCAAUAUCAUCAAGUAAACCACAUUUGCCAAUUACUACAGAAAAACAAGACUGGUCAGCUACAUCAGAUAUUACACAAUUACCAUUAUCAUCGAAUAAACCACACUUACCUGUAAUAUCAGAUAAACCAGAGUGGCUAGUUGGAUCUGAUAAACCAGAUUGGAUAGCAACAUCAGUCAAACCAAAUUUGCCAAUUGUAUCGGACAGACCAGACUGGUCAGUUGGUUCACAUAAACCGCGAUUGCCAAUAUCAUCAAGUAAACCAAAUUUGCCAAUUACUACAGAAAAACAAGACUGGUUAGCUACAUCAGAUAAUCCACAAUUACCAUUAUCAUCGAAUAAACCACACUUACCUAUUAUAUCAGAUAAACCAGAGUGGCUAGUUGGAUCUGAUAAACCAGAUUGGAUAGCAACAUCAGUUAAACCUCACUUGCCAGUUGUAUCAGUCAGACCAGACUGGCCAGUUGCUUCACAUAAACCGCGAUUGCCAAUAUCAUCAAGUAAACCAAAUUUGCCAAUUACUACAGAAAAACAAGAUUGGUUAGCUACAUCAGAUAAUCCACAAUUACCAUUAUCAUCGAAUAAACCACACUUACCUGUUAUAUCAGAUAAUCCAGAGUGGCUAGUUGGAUCUGAUAAACCAGAUUGGAUAGCAACAUCAGUCAAUCCAAAUUUGAAUUCUAAUUCAAGUUCCCGUAUUACUAUACAGAAUGGAGAAAAAAUCUCUAAUGAUAAUUUAAGUUUAAAUAACAAUAAGAAUGUUGUUUUACCAUCCCAAUCUUCUCUAUUGAAUGACGAAAUUGGAUCUUUAACUGUUAUCCCAUGUUCCAAUGGUUAUAUAUCGACUCCUAGUGCAAUUACAGAUAAUACAACAAAAUGGGAUUUACAAUCAAACUCAACACUAACAAAAAUAUCUAACAGCAAUACUGUAGUACCUAUUACUACUGAAAAAAUUUAUCCUCGGUGGAAGGAUUUAAUUCCCAUUUCUGCAACCGAUAAAAAGUCUUUUGUAAACUCAAGUGAAUCUGAGUUUUCUCCAACUAUUGAUUCACAAUAUACGAAUAUUAGUUUUAAUAUAAAUUCUAGCAAUGGGAAUGAUAAUUCAGGAGUUGACAGAAAUAUAAGUAAAACAGUGAAAAAAGAACUUUCGACGUCUAAGCAAUCAUCUGAUUCUCAAUUUAUCAAUUUACAGUCGAACACCAGUUCUGAAUCUAAUAAUAGUGAAAGUUCUAUAUUUUCAUUACCAUCAUCCAAUUUAUCAGAUACAAUAAAAAAUCAAAAUGUUAAUUUUACUUCUGGAAGUAGUAUUGAAAAUUAUGCAAUAAAAGUUGAUGGUCAAUCUCAAAAUGGAUCUACGAUAUCUAAUAACAUAGUAAACGUUACUCAGAAGUCUACUGUUUCUAAAUGGAAUUCUAAUAGUACCAAUGAAUGGCAUGAAGCUGAGCAUAGGUCUGAUCUCGAAGCAAUCGAUACUGUCUCUGCAAUUGUUCUGCAAGAUGCUAACCCAGAGAUAACAACGAAAACUCUCAAAACGCUCUUCGAUGAAGAAGAACAAGCUGGUGAUCCGAUAAUUUUAAAUGGAGAAGAUAAUUUUGAUGGCAUUAUUGAAAAACGUACUCUUAAUACUGGAGUUGGAGCAGAAAGUGUAAGUACAGAUGAUGGUACAGUAGAUGAAAAUAAGUCUCCAAAUAAUAUAUCCGACAUAGAAGCUGCAAUAAAUCAAUCUUCACCUACCACAAUUAUUAAAUAUACAAACAACGGGGCAAUUACUAAAACAAUUGAUAUAAACGAUACCAAUCAAUUAAUGGAGCUCCUUCAAAAUAUAUACAAUCAUUUGCAAGGAUCUUAAAAAUAUAAAUUUCUAACGAUUUAUUAGUUGAUCGUCGUUAUGUCACGAGGAUCGAUAUUGUUUAUAAACCAUGUUUCAAUAAUAUGAAUUUUACAAGCGUUAUCGAUAUA